This is a messenger RNA of Choloepus didactylus (southern two-toed sloth), 576 nucleotides long. RefSeq names its product damage specific DNA binding protein 2 (gene DDB2). The record is from RefSeq and is a predicted model, not a curated record. Lineage: Eukaryota; Metazoa; Chordata; Mammalia; Pilosa; Megalonychidae.
AUACUGCCUCCAAGUACUCCUUCGGCGGAAGGCGCGACGUCUCCUAGGAAACCCCCAGAAACCCAGAAGGCCUCUGAGGUUGCUGUGCCCCCCCUAGGCGAGAGGAACAGAAUCACCCAGGAGCUGGAGACUGACGCCCAGAACCUCUGCCUGGACCUGCUGCCUUACUUUGAGACUAGAGAGCAUGGGCGAUUUUUACACACUGAAGAUUGCUUUAAAAAUCCCUACCUUGCCAGGUACUGGGGUCUCCAGUAGUCCUUUUUGCACUUUCUGACUUCUUAUCAGAUAUUCCAGAAGGCUGCCCCCUUUAACAGGAGAUCCAUAUCCUUCAUGCACCUGACUCACCCCAGCACCCUGGCUCUGAGUUCCCAAGGGGGAGAUAUGCUGUGGAACAUUGACAUAAUGGAUAAACCCGCCUGCAUUAAAGGGGUGAGCAGUUUCCGUGCCAGACAGUAGUGCAAAAGAAGUGUUUGUUGAAUGAAUAAAAAGUUAUCCAGUAAAUACAAAAACAAAAAAAUUUAAAAAGUCAUCCAGUACCAAGGAGAUGAUUGGGAUAAAAAAUAACUAUCAGUACUA